AUGAGCAUAAUGGAAGAGUUUAUCAAGGCCGGUCAAGGUCACCUUUUCGAACAAUUGGAUCAAUUGCCAGUGGAAGAUCAAAAGCAUUUUAUGGAGAACCUGAAAAGUGUCUCUGCCCGAAUAUCCCCAAAAAAGCUCGUUCACGAUUGUAAAGAAGCUUUAAAACUAGCAGCGGCUAAUUCUAAGACUGAUAUUUGCAUCGAGCCACUUCCUGAAUCGUCUUACGAGUCUAUAAUUGACAAUGAGAAGGCAAGGGCAAAGUACGGAGAUUUGGGUCGUGAAGCCAUCCGUAGAGGGGAGGUGGCAGUUAUUUUGAUGGCAGGUGGGCAGGGUACCAGGCUGGGCUCUUUGAAGCCAAAGGGCUGUUAUGAUAUAGGUUUGCCGUCCGGAAAGUCGCUGUUUCAAAUACAGGGAGAAAAAAUUCUCCGUUUGCAAGAAUUGACUGGGGCUCAGAAGCCAAUACCUUGGUACAUUAUGACUUCGGAACCCACAAGAAAGAACACUGAGGAAUUUUUCGUCGAAAAAGAGUAUUUUGGCUUAAGUCCGAAGCAAGUUACCUUUUUUAACCAGGGUACAUUACCAGCAUUUGAUUUAAAGGGUGAAGAGCUUUUAAUGAGUUCCCCAACAGCUUUGGUACAAUCUCCAGAUGGCAAUGGUGGCUUGUAUCGUGCUUUAAAGGAUAAUUGCAUUGUGGAUGAUUUUGUGGCCAAAGGAAUCAAGCAUGUCUAUAUGUAUUGCGUCGACAACGUGCUCUCGAAAGUGGCGGAUCCUGUUUUUCUUGGCUUUGCGAUUGAGAAUGGUUUUGAUUUAGCUACAAAGGCUGUUAGGAAAAGAGACUUUAGCGAAUCGGUAGGUUUAAUCGCCACAAAGGAUGGAAAACCAUGUGUCAUUGAAUAUUCAGAAAUAUCGCCAGAACUUGCGCAAGGUCAAAACAAAGAUGGGUUGCUUAACUUACGUGCUGGAAAUAUUGUGAAUCAUUAUUAUUCUGUUGAUCUCCUCAAGCGUGAGUUAUAUGAUUGGUGCAAUAAUAUGCCUUUCCAUAUUGCCAAGAAGAAAAUUUCAUUUUAUGACAACAAAACGGGUGAAACUUAUAAACCAACGGAACCCAACGGUAUUAAAUUGGAACAAUUCAUAUUUGAUGUUUUCCCAUCAGUGCCACUUGAAAAGUUCGGAUGUUUGGAAGUUGACAGGACUGAAGAAUUCUCUCCUCUGAAAAAUGGCUUAGGAAGUUCUAAUGAUAAUCCAGCAACUAGUCGGGAAGCUUAUCUUACCUUGGGCACCUCAUGGCUGAAAAACUCAGGUGCAAAAGUUGCGGACGGUGUUCUUGUUGAAGUAUCAAGCACAUUGAGUUACGCGGGAGAACAGCUGUCCCAAUUCAAAGAUGUUCAAUUCAACGAAAAUGGCACCUUUGUUGAUUGA
Molecule: messenger RNA, 1419 nt
Organism: Zygotorulaspora mrakii
Lineage: Eukaryota; Fungi; Ascomycota; Saccharomycetes; Saccharomycetales; Saccharomycetaceae
Gene: QRI1
Product: UDP-N-acetylglucosamine diphosphorylase
Exons: 1
Coding region: 1-1419 (472 amino acids)
Biological process (GO): UDP-N-acetylglucosamine biosynthetic process
Molecular function (GO): UDP-N-acetylglucosamine diphosphorylase activity
Source: RefSeq, a predicted model, not a curated record